GACAAAUUUCUAACUUUACCGGAAUCGAAAUUCAAGUCAGGAUAUUAUCGUGGUAGCGAGGAUAAAUCAAAAAGUGAAAAGCCUUAUAUUUCUAUCGAAGUGUGACCAACAAUUAUGAAAUAUCCUUGAAGCGAUAAAAUGUCCAAAAGUAAUAGUUUGCGAAAGGCAGAGCAAUUGGAACUUCAGGCUAGUUUAAUAGCUGAAAAAAGAGAGCAAUUAGCAAAACGGGCGAAGGCUCUUAAACUUUUAGAAUCCUACACACAAAAUUGUCGAAGUGACGAAACAAAUCCAACAUCAUUACUGCCAAAUGAUGGAUCAUUCUUAGAGAAUUUCAAGCGAUUAACAGGAGCGACGAGUAGUACAAAUGAAAGUGCAUCAACCGUGCCACAACUGAAUGCCAUUCCAUCACAGCUAAACGACAUCCCACCAUCGAGUGAACAAGAUCUGAACGUUGUUGUCACGAAGACCAAGAACGAAAGCCUUAAACUGGAAGAAAUUCGAGUACCACCCGUAGCAUCUCUUGCGGGAUCAUCUAUAAAAGUACCAACAUCUAAAGAGCAACUCAUUGAGUUGGUAGCAGCUAAUGGUGAUGGCUAUGAGGAAAACUUGAUAACACAAUUUACAAAAAAUGACUUGAGUCAGCCUAUUAGGUUUUUGUUUGAUAAGAGCUGUGUGGAAUAUUUAGAAUAUCGACGAGCAGUGACGGAGCGUCGAAGUAUGGAUAAAAAAUAUGACGACACUCAAUAUGAAACAUACCGAAGCACACCAUCGUCAAUAAAUGCGAGUGGUCCCCUCGAGCCAAAGACGUUCGGCAGUACUCAGGAAUCAAAAGCCAAAACAGUCACUGUUAUUAGGAACGAUGAUUCAGAGUCAACAAAUUCUGACACGGAAACGUGGAAAGAGGCAAAAGAAAGAAAUUUAAAAAAUCUUAAACGUAAAGCGAUUCAUUCACGAUCGCGAAAGCAACAAGAUCUUUCAACAACAGAUUCAUCCGAUGAAGACAAUCAUCAUGAUGACAACGCAAGAUUUUAUGAUAGAAAAUUUAAAAUGUCAUCAGCAUCGUCGACAUCAUCGGGAAAUUCGAAGAAAAGUUGCGAGCAAGAUCAACAACAAGACCAUCAUCAGCCAACAUUACAACAGAUAGAGAAGUCAACAACAGAGUCAUCAGCUCGUCCUCCAAAACGAAAGAAAAGUCGAUGGGGGGAAGCACCAGAAGUGUCAACAACAUCAACGCCUGUUAAAGUUACAACAACAGCGGUAGCAGUUACACCGACGACAGUCGCAAAACCAAUGCUCUCAGCAGUCAACAGAUCUGAUCCAGCACUUUUACAAUAUGCCCGUCAGAACUUUGGCACGACGAAUCUAAGUGAAGAUGAUUGGAAGAAAGCUGAAGAACAUUAUAAAAUAAAUUUGCUCUUUCAAGACAUGCAACGGAAGCGGCAAGAACUCGAUCAUUUAGCAAAGAAUGGAAAAUUUAAAUAUGAAUAUGAUAGUGAUGAGGAUGUGAAUGGUGGAACAUGGGAACAUAAGCUUCGAUCGCAAGAGAUGGAAGCAACGUUAAAAUGGGCGGAAGCUUUAAAUGCUCAAUGUGAGGGGAAACAUCAUAUCGGUGACUUUUUACCACCCGAAGAGCUUAAAAAGUUCAUGGAGAAAUAUCAAACGCAAAAAAAUAAAACACAACCGGACGUGUCAGACUAUAAGGAAUUUAAAUUAAAAGAGGACAAUAUAGGAUAUCAGAUGCUUCAGAAGCUGGGUUGGAAAGGUGAGGGAACGUCACUUGGUGCGAGUGGAAGUGGAAUUACUGAGCCAAUUAACAAAGCUCCACAACGUGAAAACCAUCAAGGACUUGGUGCCAAUGAAGUUGAAGCACCAAAUGAGAAUGACAAUGAAUACGAUGCGUAUAGAAAAAGGAUGAUGUUGGCUUAUCGUUUCAGACCCAAUCCACUGAAUAAUCCAAGACGAGCGUACUAUUAAAUGACAAAAGCCAGCAUCAUAACUUGACAGUUUCACUGGCAAAAGUGCAUUAACAUUGAAAGGAUUUUUUUAAUAUAAAAAAAGAUGAAAUGAAGAAGAGAAGAAAAGUCCUUAAAAGAAUUAUGAACUUAAACUAAAAGAAAAAGAAAGAAAAAACUGAAUUAACCCGAGUGAAAGUUCGAGAAAAAAUACAAAGAAAACUUUUCUUACUCCCACACAAAAAAUAAUAAUAAUAAUUAAAAUAAUUAAAAGAGGAAAAAAACAUGUAAACAACACAAACACAAUUAUCACAACCUUAAAGGGGAAAAAACUUGAUACCACGUUAAUCUAGUUGAAUUAAACAAUUGAUUGAUUUUUUUUAUGUAUAAAAGAAAUUUCUUCUCUCAUUUUCAAUCAACACGAAUAAGCCAAGAGUGUUUAUUAAUAUAUGAACAUAAAAGAAAAGCUCAUUCUAUGAGGCGCCUUUUUUAAUUUCGCGAUGAGAGUGAAGCUGAAAGAAAUUUCAAAUUUUACUCCUGUUUAUUAGAUAUUUAUAAGAAAACAAAAAAAAGAAGAGAAAAUUAUCAGAAAGUGAAAAUUCUCGCUAUGUUCAUGGGAUUUCUGUUCAUCAUGAUGAUGAUGAUGAUUUUGAGUUGAUUGAUAUCAUCGCAAAAAUGAUAAUGAGAAGAAUCUUUCGUAUAGUGAUGAAACUUCUAAUAAAACUACUUGUUCAAGCUCAAUUAUUCUUUUUAUUGUAAAAUUUUUCAAUAAUUUAAAUGAUAAUUAAAUCAAACGGGCGAUAUCAUCAAUGAACUCAUUUUCUUCAAAAUAGGAAUAACAAUUUUUUAUACAACAAGUCUCCCAUGUUAAGAAAAGGAAAGAUGACAAAAUUUUGAAUUCAUUUGAGUUCGAGAUGGUGUAAUUCAUUAGCCGAAAUGCAAUUUAUAUAUAUUACAUGAAGAAGAAAUAAUAAAAAUAUUAUUUGAAAGGAAAUACUUUGAUGGAAAUGAACAAUCCACAAGGAUAUCUCAGAAAAAAGAC
Molecule: messenger RNA, 2994 nt
Organism: Clunio marinus
Lineage: Eukaryota; Metazoa; Arthropoda; Insecta; Diptera; Chironomidae
Source: the annotation of a GenBank genome assembly